Bicyclus anynana (squinting bush brown) is the source of this 830-nucleotide messenger RNA. RefSeq lists its product as uncharacterized. The transcript is spliced from 4 exons. The coding region runs from base 120 to 773 and encodes 217 amino acids. The record is from RefSeq and is a predicted model, not a curated record. NCBI's taxonomy places the organism in Eukaryota, Metazoa, Arthropoda, Insecta, Lepidoptera, Nymphalidae.
CCUGUUCUUCAUACAAAUUAAAAUCAAUCGCCACUAAUUAUUACUUAUUCCGAUAUAAAUAUGAAGUAUAGUGCACGAUCUUUCAGAGGACUUCUGCAAUCGUAUUUCAGGUCUGAACCAUGUGGGGCUUGCUAGUGCUAUUGGUGGCGGGAGCUCACGCCCUGAGACCUGAUGAUGCAGACAUACCACCUUACGUCCAAGCGCGAGCAGCCUUCACGCACUCCCGGCUGUACCUACAGGAGAGCGCACCGCAAGAGUCAAAAGACAUUACCAGCCCAUUGUCCCGGCGUCACGUCGCGUUUGGUAUCCUCGUUGCCGUGACGGGGACCAUUGCCGAGAAAUACGAAGAAGACGGCAAGGACAAGUAUCUGGACAUAAUGGACGAGCAGGUGCCGUACGCGUGGCAGAACUAUGAAACGGUGGCUAGAAACGUCAACCAGAUAUUAGCGGAGGCAAACGCUAAAAUCCAACCGAUUACCUCGCUAAUAGACGCAAUAUGCCGAAACUUGGAUAUAGAAAAGUGCAACAUUCAAGUCAAUGAAAGGAUCACAAAUUCCGACGCGUUCACCAAGCACCGGGCCAAGCUGCUCAUAGCCCUGGGUAGAGUCUCACAGAUCCUCACCAAACACGAAGAUGAACUAAACCAAGUAUCGAAAACCUUCAAGGUAGUGCCGUACUUAUUGCAGAAUUUCCAAACAAUGUCCUACAAUCAAUUCAUAAAAGAAUUGCACAACGUCUAUGUUAUGCUUCGCAAAUCUCGUCUUCGUCAUUAACAGCAUUUUGUGAAAAGGCUCGAAAGAGAAUAUGAAUAAAUCAAUAUGAAUCAUUCA